AUGGCGCUGCGCCGCCUCCUGCUGCCUCCUCUGUUGCUGUCGCUGCUGCUGUCGCUCGCGUCCCUGCACCUGCCGCCCGGCGCAGACGCCGCCCGCGGCCGCGCCGCUAACCGGACCCUGAGCGCGGGAGCCGUCGGAGGUCGGCGUGCCGGGGGCGCCCUGGCCCGAGGCGACCGCGAGCUCAACAGCACCGCCCGGGCGUCCGGCGUCCCGGAGGCCGGCAGCCGGCGGGGACAGUCCGCAGCAGUGGCAGCGGCGGCGGCCAGCGCGACUGUUACUUACGAGACGUGCUGGGGCUACUACGACGUGAGCGGCCAAUACGACAAGGAGUUCGAGUGCAACAACAGCGAGAGCGGCUACCUGUACUGCUGCGGCACCUGCUACUAUCGCUUCUGCUGUAAGAAGCGCCACGAGAAGCUGGACCAGCGCCAGUGCACCAACUACCAAAGCCCGGUAUGGGUGCAGACGCCCAGCACCAAGGUAGUGUCGCCGGGACCCGAGAACAAGUACGACCCGGAGAAGGACAAGACCAACUUCACCGUCUACAUCACUUGCGGGGUGAUCGCCUUCGUCAUCGUGGCGGGCGUCUUCGCCAAGGUCUCCUAUGACAAGGCCCACCGCCCUCCGCGAGAGAUGAACAUCCACAGGGCUCUGGCUGACAUCCUAAGACAACAGGGACCAAUCCCUAUAGCACACUGUGAAAGAGAAACCAUCUCGGCCAUCGAUACCUCUCCCAAAGAGAACACGCCGGUCCGAUCAACCUCCAAAAACCACUACACCCCUGUGCGCACAGCCAAGCAGACUCCAGGGCAUUAUGGGAAGGAUGCUUACCGAAGUGGAGGACCAGAUCUCCAUAACUUCAUCUCAUCUGGAUUUGUCACAUUAGGAAGAGGACAUACGAAGG
Grammomys surdaster is the source of this 904-nucleotide messenger RNA. RefSeq names its product protein shisa-6-like. The annotation marks the transcript as partial. Gene Ontology annotation, biological process: regulation of short-term neuronal synaptic plasticity; regulation of AMPA receptor activity. The record is from RefSeq and is a predicted model, not a curated record. The transcript is spliced from 3 exons. Gene Ontology annotation, cellular component: AMPA glutamate receptor complex; dendritic spine membrane; postsynaptic membrane. Lineage: Eukaryota; Metazoa; Chordata; Mammalia; Rodentia; Muridae.